This is a messenger RNA of Histoplasma capsulatum G186AR, 1273 nucleotides long. RefSeq names its product cyclin-dependent protein kinase. The record is from RefSeq and is a predicted model, not a curated record. NCBI's taxonomy places the organism in Eukaryota, Fungi, Ascomycota, Eurotiomycetes, Onygenales, Ajellomycetaceae. Gene Ontology annotation, cellular component: cyclin-dependent protein kinase holoenzyme complex; nucleus; cytoplasm. The coding region runs from base 299 to 1273 and encodes 324 amino acids. The transcript has 4 exons. Gene Ontology annotation, biological process: G1/S transition of mitotic cell cycle; protein phosphorylation; signal transduction. Gene Ontology annotation, molecular function: cyclin-dependent protein serine/threonine kinase activity; ATP binding; cyclin binding.
CGCUGACCGCACCACCAACCACGCCAACAUUGCGGGGAAAGAUAUUCUGACAACACCAAUUCCUCGACAAUGACAUAGAACCCAGGAUACUUCUGGCGUUUUCCUAAGUGUGUUUGUACAUGUACUAGCCACUCCAGCACGACGUACUCAGCCCGUCGUUACUUAUCAUAUAGAGCCUCUUACUCUCGCUUUGCUGCUCCACGCAACCCUCGCGCAGCUCUAUCUAGCCUUUCUUGACUGAAAGGAGUAUACUAAUAGCGCUUGUGUGAGACAUACCAUAGGAUAUAAAUCUUCAAUCAUGGAGAAUUAUCAGAAAAUUGAGAAGAUUGGAGAGGGGACGUACGGUGUGGUCUAUAAAGCUCGAGAUCUCACGCAUCCCAAUCGAAUUGUUGCGCUGAAGAAGAUUCGACUUGAGGCUGAGGAUGAGGGCGUCCCCAGCACCGCCAUUCGCGAAAUCUCUCUCCUGAAGGAAAUGCACGAUCCCAAUAUUGUUAGACUCCUCAACAUUGUUCACGCUGACGGCCACAAGCUGUAUCUGGUCUUCGAAUUCCUGGACCUCGACUUAAAGAAGUAUAUGGAGGCACUUCCCGUCAGCGAGGGUGGUCGUGGCAAAGCGCUGCCCGACGGGUCGACACUCGAUAUGAAUCGACUGGGCCUGGGAGAGGCGAUGGUCAAAAAGUUCAUGGCUCAACUCGUCGAAGGUAUACGGUAUUGCCACAGCCAUCGAGUCCUCCAUCGCGAUCUGAAGCCUCAAAAUCUCUUAAUUGAUCGUGAGGGUAAUCUCAAGUUGGCGGAUUUCGGCUUGGCUCGAGCUUUCGGUGUCCCGUUGCGCACAUACACCCACGAGGUUGUCACGCUCUGGUAUCGUGCACCGGAAAUCCUAUUAGGCGGCCGUCAAUAUUCCACUGGUGUCGACAUGUGGUCCGUCGGCGCUAUUUUUGCAGAAAUGUGCACCCGCAAGCCGUUAUUCCCCGGAGAUUCUGAGAUUGAUGAAAUUUUCAAGAUCUUCAAACUCCUCGGAACCCCGGAUGAGAAUACCUGGCCCGGUGUCACUUCAUUCCCCGACUUCAAAGCCUCAUUUCCUAAAUGGAAGCGUGAAGACACUCGAAAGCUGGUUCCCGGCCUGGAACGUAACGGUCUUGAUCUUCUAGAUGCUAUGCUCGAAUAUGACCCUGCACGACGUAUAUCGGCGAAGCAAGCCUGCAUGCACCCAUACUUCCAAGCUGGUAGCUCUGCCUAUUCGGGCCGAGAAAGAUUGCAGCCAUAUCCAUGA